AUGACGCUCACCUUUUUUCUUGCCGUCUUUCAGAACAAUCUGGAUGAACUUUUUAUGCUUAUGCACUUCCUUGAUGCUGGAAAGUUUGGAAGCUUGGAGGAAUUCCAACAGGAAUUUGAGGAUAUUAGUCAAGAAGAACAGAUUUCAAGACUUCAUAAAAUGCUGGCACCCCAUCUGCUCAGAAGGGUCAAGAAAGAUGUCAUGAAGGAGCUACCUCCAAAAAAGGAGCUCAUUUUACGUGUGGAAUUGAGUAGCAAGCAGAAAGAAUAUUACAAAGCAAUUCUGACACGUAACUUCCAGAUACUGACUCGCAAGGGAGGUGCUCAGAUUUCCCUCAUAAAUGUGGUUAUGGAACUGCGGAAGCUCUGCUGUCAUCCAUUUAUGUUAGAAGGUGUUGAACCAGAGGAUAAUAAUGAGUUUACCAAGCAGCUGUUGGAAUCUUCUGGCAAAUUACAACUUCUGGACAAGAUGAUGGUUAAGCUUAAAGACCAAGGUCACAGAGUUCUUAUAUAUUCACAAUUUCAGCAUAUGCUCAACUUGCUUGAAGACUACUGUAACUAUAAGAAAUGGCAAUAUGAGCGGAUUGAUGGAAAAGUUCCCGGUGCAGAAAGACAAAUCCGAAUUGACAGAUUUAAUGCAAAGAAUUCUUCAAGAUUCUGUUUUCUGCUUUCCACUAGGGCUGGGGGUUUAGGAAUUAAUCUUGCAACUGCUGACACAGUAAUUAUAUAUGAUAGUGAUUGGAAUCCCCAUGCUGACCUACAAGCAAUGGCUAGAGCUCAUCGGCUUGGACAAACAAAUAAGGUAAUGAUCUUUCGACUCAUAACAAGAGGAACCAUUGAGGAAAGAAUGAUGCAAAUGACUAAGAAGAAAAUGAUUUUGGAACAUCUAGUUGUUGGAAGGCUUAAAGCACAAAAUAUCAACCAGGUAACUUAUUCACAAUCUUUGAGUUAAGACUAAAUGUGAGCU
Molecule: messenger RNA, 966 nt
Organism: Nicotiana tabacum (common tobacco)
Lineage: Eukaryota; Viridiplantae; Streptophyta; Magnoliopsida; Solanales; Solanaceae
Source: RefSeq, a predicted model, not a curated record